Molecule: messenger RNA, 1428 nt
Organism: Mesorhabditis spiculigera
Lineage: Eukaryota; Metazoa; Nematoda; Chromadorea; Rhabditida; Rhabditidae
Source: the annotation of a GenBank genome assembly
AUGCAGCUUCUACGCUUUCUACGGUACAGCUCUACAAAUGCACUUGCGCAGGGCUCCUUAUCAUCUCUACUACACUUCCACAACGCAGAAAAAUGGCCAAAAUACAUGAAAGAACUGAUUGACAAGAACGUGACGGUCACCCGGGAUUUUAUCACGCCGGACGAAGAAUCCGAAUUGUUGCGCGAAAUCGAGCCUCACAUGAAGCGGCUCCGCUAUGAAAAGUCGCACUGGGAUGACGCAAUACACCUUUAUCGUGAGCGCGAGCAGCGAAAGUGGUCGCCUCAAAACGAAAAUGUCAUUCGGCGCAUCAGAGAAAGCUCCUUCCCUGCUGAUACUCAGCAUCUGACCUACGUACACAUCCUCGAUUUACACAAGGACGGCGUGAUCAAGCCGCACAUUGACAGCAUCAGGUAUUGCGGCGACGUCAUCACGGGCGUCUCGUUGCUUUCCGAUUGUGUAAUGCGGCUACGACAUAAAGAUGACAAAAGCGUGAAAGUGGUAGAUUUAUUGCUGGAGCGAAGGAGUCUAUAUAGAUUGGGGGACCUGGGACGGUACGACUUUACGCAUGAAAUUCUGGAGGAGGAAGACUCGGAAUUCAACGGAGUGAAGGUGCCACGGGAUCGUCGAAUCUCUUUGAUAUGUCGAGAUCUGCCAAAACCUGGCAAUGAGCUUCAGGAAGGGGAGGUCGAAAAACAGACGGAAAUUGUCCAGAACGACCACUUUACUUUCGCCCUCACGAUGCCGGCUAUAACCCUGAAAUCUGGACGAGAAUUGGUGACUGUAGACGAGGAGCAACUGAACAAGAAUCUACGGGCUGGCGGAUUCUCGAAGGUGUUGGAUUCUGAAGAAUUCGCCGGGAAAGAUUUGAUCAGCAAUGUGUACGAAGGUGGACUGAAGGUCUGGGAAUGCAGCACCAACCUGUGCGAUUAUAUGGAAGAACAUGCAGCUGUGUUCAGCGGCGCUUCUGUUUUGGAGCUUGGCUGCGGAGCGGCGUUUCCUGCGAUUCUUGCGGCAAAGUUGGGAGCACGAGAAGUGAUAGCCCAGGAUUAUAACGACUACGUCACCAAGUGUUUUUCUGAGGGUUGUUUUGCAGCGAAUGAAGUGCCGACCAAGAAUGUAAAGUUCCUGGCGUGUGACUGGGCAAAAAUACCCGAAUUUCUACCUUCCAAAAGCAUUGAUGUGAUCAUGACUUCCGAGACAAUUUACAACACGCUCAACUACCCGUCUUUGAUUGAAGCGUUCGCCCAUUGCCUUGCGCCAGAGGGGACAGUAUUGAUAGCUGCAAAAGAAUACUACUUCGGGUUGGGCGGCUCUGUGCCUGGGUUCCUGGAAGAAGUCGACAAAUCCGGGCUCUUUUCGCACGAGAUCGUCUGGAGAUCCCCGUUCCAGUCUGGCUACCAGAAACAGAUUGUUGAGUUGAAGCGGAGA